AUGGUUAUAGCUUACGGUUACACAUCUGAAUAGGCUUGGGAGCCUUUCAUUUAAAUUGAGGAUACUUUACCCAGCUUCUGGGAUGCUGGAGAAACACCUUGCUAAGAUUUUAAAAUUACUAUUUUAGACUGCUUGAGAGGCCUUGAAAAAGGUAUCUCACUAGGCUGGUAUAAUAAUCUAAAUUUUAACUACAAAGAAUAUGAAAAAAACUAUAAGCUAGAACAUGGUGAUAUGAACUGGAUAAUCCCAGGGAAAAUAUUGGCAUUUUCCUCACCAUCAGAUUAUAAUGUAGAUAAUGGGUUGCCAAGUAAGUUUUUUGUUCAGAAAUUCACAGAAAUGAAAAUAAAAGGCAUCAUAAGGCUAAAUGAAUAGAUGUACGAAGAAAAUGUAUUUAAAAAUGAAGGUAUAAAUAUAUUUGAUAUGGAAUUUACAGAUGGUACCACACCAGAUGAUUAGAUUAUUGCAACCUUUAUAAAUAUUAUCAAUUAAGAAACAAGAUUUGGUGGGGCUGUUGCUGUUCAUUGUAGAGCAGGACUUGGUAGAACAGGAACUUUGAUAGGCUCCUAUAUAAUUAAUAAACUAGCAUUUGAACCUAGAUCUCUGAUAGCUUGGAUGAGACUAUGCAGGCCUGGAUCAGUCAUUGGAUAAUAAUAAAAAUUCCUUUGUGAUGGCUAUUAUAGAAUAAGAGCAAUGAAAACUACACUAUAAGAUAAAAUAGGAGGGCCAAGUGUUUCUCAAAGUUACUAAUAGACUCAAAGUCCAUUUUAACUUAGAAAGUCAUCCUAAUAACCUAGCAGCUUAAAGAAUCUUAAAUAAAGUAGCAUUGGAAGCGCAAUACAUCAUGUAUUAUCACCGAAUCUUAAGUACUCAAACUAAGUAAAUAUAGUAAAUUAAAAAAUCAACACAAUAAUGCAACCUACUAAAGACAGUAAAAGAAAUUAGUCUUCUAGUUUGAUAAGAUCAGGUAGAUCUCACUAAGGUGAGCAACUAAUGUUUAACCGUAAAAGAUUAUCAAACUAUUUGAGCUUGAUGGACCAAGUUAUGGGAAAAGAAAAUAGUGCUAAAUGA
This is a messenger RNA of Stylonychia lemnae, 1068 nucleotides long. The record is from the annotation of a GenBank genome assembly. NCBI's taxonomy places the organism in Eukaryota, Ciliophora, Spirotrichea, Sporadotrichida, Oxytrichidae.